Messenger RNA from Tarenaya hassleriana, 1154 nucleotides. RefSeq lists its product as uncharacterized. The record is from RefSeq and is a predicted model, not a curated record. Bases 5 to 1132 code for a protein of 375 amino acids. Lineage: Eukaryota; Viridiplantae; Streptophyta; Magnoliopsida; Brassicales; Cleomaceae. The transcript is spliced from 3 exons.
AACCAUGAGGACGGACGUGAGCUCUCAUGAAUCUUCUUCUUCUUCUUCCGGCUACGAAGCGGUGGUCGGAGGUAGAAAAAAUCUGGCGUUUCCGGCGGCGGAGAUCACCGCCGGCCAGAGAGAUGUCAUCAGAGUGGUGUUUUUGCUCACCGCCGUUUCACUUUCAUGCCUUCUCAUAUACAGAUCCGCCGAUAAUCCGUUGAACAUGGCGUUUCCUCCAUGGAAGACCGAUUGGUACUCUGCUAAAAUCGGUAACCCUACUUCUUUAGAAACGAGAAAACCGGUCUCGGAACUAGAGAGAGUACUGAUGAACGCUGCGAUGGAAGACAAGACGGUGAUAAUAACGGCGUUAAACCAUGCAUGGGCGGCUCCGAACUCGACGUUCGAUGUUUUCCGACAGAGUUUCGAGAUCGGAAAAGGAACACACCGGCUCCUGAAACAUGUAAUUGCUGUCUGUUUGGACCGGAAGGCUUACGACCGUUGCUUGCAGGUCCAUCCGCAUUGCUAUCUGAUCAAUGCCACCGGUUCGGAUGAAUUAGCUGGUCCGAACCGGUUUAUGACUCCCGGUUAUCUCAAGCUCAUCUGGAGACGAAUGGAUCUUCUGAGGGAAGUUCUCGCUUUCGGCUACAACUUCGUCUUCACGGAUGCGGAUAUCGUGUGGCUGAGGGAUCCAUUUCCGAGGUUUUUCCAAGAAGCAGACUUCCAAAUAACGUGCGAUAACUACAACGGAAAGCCAUCGGACAAGAACAACUGGGUCAACUCGGGAUUCACCUACGUAAAAGCCAGCGACAAGGCAUCGAGAUUCUACGAGUUCUGGGUCAGAUCGCGCCGGAGAUUCCCCGGAAAACACGACCAGGACGUGUUCAACUUCAUCAAGAACGAUCCGUUCGUGGUCCGGCUCGGGAUCGAGAUGAGGUUCCUCGACACUGUCUACUUCGGAGGGUUUUGCCAACCGAGUCGCGACGUAAACGUCGUCAGCACCAUGCAUGCAAAUUGCUGUAUUGGUUUGGACAACAAAGUGAAGUACCUUAGGGUUGUUCUUGAUGACUGGAGAAGAUACUUGUCGGCUAAUACGACCGUCACCGAGACGAUGUGGAAUAUUCCUCCCAAGUGUGGUUACAAGAAGUUGUGAAUUUGAUUCCUUUUUUGCAUUU